CACAACACUCUCUAGCUCUCUCUCUCUCUCUCUCUCUCUCUCUCCGGCCUUUGCAACUCUUAUCUGAAGACAAAACAUGAACUUUAUCAUCUGAUCAUCUCCAAUCAUCUCUAGUGUUUCUCAAACCAAGAAGAAGCUAUGUUCAAGCUCUUUAGUUCCGCAGCAGAAACGUGUUUUCAUCUCAUGAGAACGCAAUGGUUGCAACAAAACUCGCUUUGCUUGAAAGAACGUACAAGCAUGGGUAUGCAAGUGGCCUUCCUUGCUUUCUAUGUUACUCAUUUGGCACUAAAAUGGUUUGGUGUAGUGAGAAACAGAGGAUAUAAUGAUGUAGAAGAAGACUUGAAGAAGCAGAGCAUAACCGUGAAGCAGAGCUUCUCUUACAACAUAUCUCUUAUCUGCUCUGUGUCGAUCUUCGGGACUCAUUGCUUUAUCUUGCUUUUGCUGUUUCGGGACAGCGUGGUGUCACGAUGUGGUUCCUCUGUUUCUGUCUUCUCCGCUGAGGUUUCACAGGCUUUCUCUUGGUUGAUUGUUUCUGUUGCUGUGGUGAAGAUCAGAGAAAAGAGGCUUGUUAAGUUUCCUUGGAUGUUAAGGACAUGGUGGCUCUGUAGUUUCAUCUUAUCCUCUGCCUUUGAUGCUCACUUCGUAACCUCGAAACACAAGCCUCUCGGAUUUCAGGAUUAUGCCGACUUGACUGGUCUUCUUGCAUCCUUGUUCUUGCUGGCUGUUUCAAUCAGAGGGCAAACCGGUUUCCGUCUUCUUGAAGCCAACGGAAUCACAGAGCCACUACUACUUGGUGGAGAAACUGAGCAAGACAAGAAAGAUUCUUCUUCUUCUACUUCUCCAUAUGGGAACGCUACUCUCUUCCAACGCGUCACUUUCUCAUGGAUAAACCCUUUGUUCUCCCUCGGGUACAAGAGACCUCUCGGCAAAGAAGAUGUACCAGACAUAGAUGUGAAAGACUCUGCUCGUUUUUGCUCUCAUGCCUUUGACCAGAAACUGAAAACCACCAAAGAAGAAGAAGGACCUGGAAAUGCUUUCUUUUAUAAGACGGUUCUUCGAUAUGUCUGGAGGAAAGCCGCGAUCAACGCGGUAUUCGCAGUUGUAAACGCGAGCACAGCUUACAUCGGACCAUAUCUCAUCAAUGACUUUGUAGUGUUUCUAAGUGAGAAACAAUCCCAGAGCUUAAACCAUGGUUACCUUCUUGCACUCGGGUUUCUAAGUGCCAAAAUCGUCGAGACAGUUACUCAAAGGCAAUGGAUCUUUGGAGCUCGUCAGCUAGGAAUGCGCCUUCGAGCAGCUUUGAUAUCGCAUAUAUACCAAAAAGGUUUACUUUUGUCAAGUCAAUCACGGCAAAGCCACACGAGCGGAGAGAUCAUCAACUACAUGAGUGUAGAUGUUCAGAGGAUCACUGAUUUCAUUUAUUAUGUAAACACCAUAUGGAUGUUACCUAUACAGAUCUUCUCGGCGAUUUAUAUCUUGCAAAAACAUCUGGGACUUGGAGCUUUAGCUGCAUUGGUCACAACUUUCAUGGUGAUGGCGUGCAAUUACCCCCUGACGAAGCUGCAGAGAAACUACCAAUCAGAUAUCAUGAAUGCUAAAGAUGAUAGAAUGAAAGCAACUUCAGAGAUUCUUAAAAACAUGAAGAUUCUGAAGCUUCAAGCAUGGGAUAACCAAUUUCUCAACAAGGUUAAAACGUUACGAAAAAAAGAGUACGAUUGUUUAUGGAAGUCUUUGAGGUUACAAGCCUUCACUACUUUCAUCCUUUGGGGAGCUCCUUCACUGAUCUCUGUGGUGACUUUUGUUACCUGUAUGUUACUGGGAGUGAAGCUAACAGCUGGAGCAGUCUUGUCUGCUCUUGCAACGUUUCAAAUGUUACAAAGUCCUAUUUUUGGUUUACCUGAUCUUCUCUCAGCGCUUGUUCAGUGCAAGGUUUCUGCAGAUAGAAUAGCUUCUUACCUUCAACAAAGCGAGACUCAGAAGGAUGCAGAUGCAGUUGAGUAUUCCUCAAAUGAUCAUGCAGAGUUAAGUAUUGAAAUAGAAAAUGGAGCUUUCAGUUGGGAACCUGAGCCAAGCAGACCGACUCUUGAUGAGAUAGAACUGAAAGUAAAAAGAGGAAUGAAAGUGGCGGUUUGUGGAGCUGUAGGAUCAGGAAAAUCAAGUUUACUCUCAUCAAUCUUAGGGGAGAUUCAGAAGCUGAAGGGAACAGUUAGAGUUAGUGGUAAACAAGCUUAUGUUCCUCAAUCGCCAUGGAUACUAAGCGGGACUAUAAGAGAUAACAUUUUGUUUGGAAGCAUUUAUGAAAGCGAGAAGUAUGAGAGAACUGUUAAAGCAUGUGCUUUGAUUAAGGACUUUGAGCUUUUCUCUAAUGGAGACCUGACAGAGAUUGGAGAGAGAGGGAUAAACAUGAGUGGAGGUCAGAAGCAAAGGAUACAGAUUGCUCGAGCGGUAUAUCAGAAUGCUGAUAUAUAUCUACUGGAUGAUCCUUUUAGUGCUGUUGACGCUCAUACAGGAAGACAACUCUUUGAAGACUGCUUAAUGGGGAUACUGAAAGAAAAGACUGUACUUUACGUUACCCAUCAAGUCGAGUUUCUUCCAGCAGCAGAUCUAAUCCUGGUGAUGCAAAACGGAAGAGUGAUGCAAGCAGGCAAGUUCGAAGAGCUUCUAAAACAAAACAUAGGUUUUGAAGUUCUUGUAGGAUCUCAUAACGUAGCACUAGAAUCAAUCCUAUCAAUUGAAAAAUCAAGCAGAAACUUCAAAGAGAAAUCAAAAGAUGACACAGCAUCAAUUUCAGAGAGUCUACAGACACAGUGUUACUCAGAGCAUAACAUUUCAACAGAGAAUAAAGCACUUCUUGCUGCAGGAAGUUCACUUUGUGUUUUAGCAAGGACUAUUCUAGUCGCGAUAGGUGGACUUCUAACAGCAGAGACGUUCUUCUCAAGGAUGCUCUGCAGCAUUUUCAGAGCUCCCAUGUCAUUUUUCGAUUCAACUCCAACAGGAAGAAUCUUGAACAGGGCAUCCACAGAUCAAAGUGUCCUGGAUUUGGAAAUGGCAGUCAGACUAGGUUGGUGUGCUUUUUCGAUCAUUCAAAUUGUUGGAACCAUCUUUGUCAUGUCGCAAGUGGCUUGGCAAGUUUGUGUCAUCUUCCUUCCAGUAGCAAUAGCCUGCGUGUUUUACCAGAGAUAUUACACACCAACAGCAAGAGAACUGUCACGCAUGUCGGGAGUAGAAAGAGCUCCAAUCCUCCACCAUUUCGCUGAAUCGCUUGCUGGUGCAACAACAAUACGUGCUUUUGAUAAACGAGAGCGCUUCAUUAGAUCAAACCUUAUUCUAAUUGAUAGCCAUUCAAGGCCUUGGUUCCAUGUUGCAUCCGCAAUGGAGUGGCUUUCUUUCCGGUUGAAUUUGCUGUCUCAUUUUGUCUUUGCUUUUUCCUUGGUGUUACUUGUGACUCUCCCUGAAGGUGUCAUAAAUCCAAGUAUUGCUGGUCUUGGGGUCACAUAUGGCUUAAGUUUGAAUGUUCUACAAGCCACAGUAAUAUGGAACAUAUGCAACGCAGAAAACAAGAUGAUUUCUGUAGAAAGAAUUCUUCAGUACUCCAAAAUCCCCAGUGAAGCACCUCUAGUAAUUGAUGAUCACAGACCUCUUGAUAACUGGCCAAAUGUAGGAUCAAUCGUCUUCAGAGACCUACAGGUCCGCUAUGCAGAACAUUUCCCAGCUGUCUUGAAGAACAUCACCUGUGAGUUUCCAGGAGGAAAAAAGAUUGGAGUUGUAGGAAGAACAGGAAGCGGCAAAUCAACUCUAAUUCAGGCAUUAUUUAGGAUUGUAGAGCCAAGUCAAGGAACCAUAGUUAUUGAUAAUGUGGAUAUAACCAAGAUAGGUCUACAUGACUUGAGAUCAAGGCUUGGGAUUAUUCCUCAAGAUCCAGCACUAUUUGAUGGAACAAUCAGAUUGAAUCUAGACCCUCUAGCUCAGUACACUGAUCGUGAAAUAUGGGAGGCUCUUGAUAAAUGCCAAUUGGGAGAAAUCAUUCGUGCAAAGGAUAAGAAGCUGGAUGCUACAGUGGUUGAAAAUGGAGAAAACUGGAGCGUAGGGCAAAGACAGUUGGUCUGUCUUGGAAGGGUGUUGUUGAAGAAAAGCAACAUACUGGUGCUUGAUGAAGCCACUGCUUCAGUUGAUUCUGCAACAGAUGGUGUGAUACAAAAGAUCAUCAGUCAAGAGUUUAAAGAUCGAACAGUGGUGACUAUAGCACACAGAAUCCACACAGUGAUCGAGAGUGAUCUUGUUCUUGUUCUGAGUGAUGGGCGAAUCGCAGAGUUCGACUCACCUGCAAAACUGCUACAGAGAGAAGAUUCUUUCUUCUCCAAACUCAUAAAAGAGUAUUCGCUAAGUUCUAAUCACUUUACAGGCUCGAAUGAUCUCCUCAGCUGAGUAUCACUGAAAGAUGAUGAUAAUCUUUUGCCGAGAAAACGAAAGAUCAUUUCAACAGUUAUGCUUAAGUUGAAAGUCUUACUAGCUAUUUAGUACAUAAGUUGAACAAAGGUAUGGAGAGAGUACCAUGGUUAAGAGCAAGGCGUAUCGAAGAAAUUUCAACAUUUACUUUCAGUAUCUUUUAUGCUUUAAUCACAGAAGUACUUGUGGUUUAGGUUCUUUACCAGGUUUUCAGUGUGUUCUUGGAGAACAAUUCAUGUAAACAAUGGAAUAAAGCAGGAGAGUAUCUUCUAUUUAUCAAAUAAUACUCAAUCUA
Messenger RNA from Camelina sativa (false flax), 4741 nucleotides. NCBI's taxonomy places the organism in Eukaryota, Viridiplantae, Streptophyta, Magnoliopsida, Brassicales, Brassicaceae. The record is from RefSeq and is a predicted model, not a curated record.